AUGUUCAGAGAAAGACAUUUUGAUUUUUCAGAAAUUAUUGAUGAUAUGAUAGAAGAAGAAAUGCAAGGGACCCAUAUUAAUGAAGUAAGUAGAGCUCCUCUACUUUCUUCUAAUAUUAUUAACAAUAAAACUAACAAAAAAGGUUUUAAUAAUGAAAUUGAUAUUUUAGCUUCUGUUCAAAAGAAAAGUAUUGGACCUUUUAAAGUUGCUAUUUUAAAUGAAGAGAAUAUUGAUAAUGUUUUGACUGCUUUUGACAAUUUAUUAUUCAAAAAUUGUACUGAUAUGACAAGUUCAGAUAGAGAUGUUAUUGUUCCUUUCAUUUUUUGUGAAAAUCUUGAAAUUGUUGCAAAGUCCCAAAUCAUUUUGGCAGAUUCUAAAAAACCAGUUCCAGUAUUUAGUUACGACCCUGUUAAUAGUAUCGAGAAGCCAGAUGUUUCUGAAACUUAUUAUCAAUACAUAACAAGAAUGACUCAAAAAGAUAAUUUUACUCUUUUCAAUCAAUACCGAUUAACUUUUAAUUACAAUGAUAUCCCGUCUAUAUUUAUUAACGCACAAAGACUACUUCAGCUCUCUUCUUUUGAAACUGAUUUUUUAUUAAGUUUAUUAAAAGAUCCAUCAUCAAAUCUCUUAGCCUUUCAUUUUAUCAAAGUAAGACCAAAGAAUUUAUUAUUAAUUGAUGUUCUCGAAAGACAUAUUCUUGAUACAUUAAUUCCAAACCCACAGAAUUUACUUGUAUCAUUUGAUGCAAGUACUAUCGAUAAUGAUUUUGCUAAUAAUGAAUUUAUUCAUUAUUGCCUUUCACAUAUUCAUCAUUAUUUUCCUAAGAGGUUUAAAGUAGCAGAAAAAUUAGUUCCACUGAUAAAAACGUUUGACGAACUAAUCAUUAUUGAUAUUUUCAAGAUUUUAUUUUCUCAGAGUUAUUAUGAGAAGAUUGCUCUUUUAGCUCGAGAUUGUAUUUUAGAAAAGAAGGUUAAAAAAAAUAAAACAAAAUUAGUAAUCAUGUUAUUAAAAUAUCAGUGCCUUUCUUCUGAAAUUAAUCAAAAUAUCCAAAUAUUUUGUGUGAAUUAUUUAAAGGAAGUUCUUAGUGAUGAAAAUGAAUGUCACUCUCUUUUAAAGGCAACUGUUCUAUUAAAAAAGUUUGGGACUAAUGAGAUGUUUAGAGGUAGUUUUGAUGAUUUAAUUGUUUCUAUGAAAAGUACUGUUGAAAAAAGUGAGUCUAAUGAAGUAUUAAUUACUAAUUAUGUUGUAUUGGAUUUAUUAAUACAAAGUUUGAAUUAUUAUCAAGAUGAAAGGGUAUUACCAUUAUAUAACUUGAUUGGUAAAAAAAUCAUAGAAAACUUUGAUAAAAAUACGGAGAAACUAUUUGGUUUAAUAAGGAACUUCAGUUUAUUGUUUGUGUUUCCAAUGAGUGGGUUUAUACCUAUUUGUGUUGAAUACCUUCAACAACACCAGAAAGAAUAUGAUAAUAUCCCAGUUGAAAGAUUAAUAAUGACAAAGGUUAAAGAUAUGGAAAGAUAUGAACUUGUUAAUAAAUUUAUGAUAAAAUGUUUUAAAAAUUUAAAUAUAAAUUGUUGUAAUUUCACUAAAGUGAAAGAGAUGUUUCAACUUUCAUUAACUCCAUUAAGUUGUGUUCAAUUUAUAAAAAUUUAUAACACCCAAUUUAAAAGAGAGUUAAUUGAAAUUGCAAUUGAAUCCGCUAAUCGGGAUAUACAAUUUAUUGAAGAAAAUGACAUUAUAUCGUUAAAACGAUUUUACAAAAUAUUUUUUGAACUUCAUUUAGUUUUUGCUAAAGCACCUAAAUCUGAACAAACCAGGGUAAUUCCUGCAUUAAAAGUAUGCAAAGUUUUAUUCAAAUAUAUUAGAAUUCUUUAUAAUGAUAUUAAAGAUUUACCAGAAAAAGAACAAAGUCAAAUAUUAUCUUCUUUUAUUCAAUUUAAUACUAAAAAUAAUGGAAAAGAUAUAAUAUGUAGUAAAACUAUUUAUUCAAAUAAAAUUAAAGCUUUUCAUUCAGUUAUUAUUGCAUUAAUUAAAGACACAAUAAGUGGAUUUGAUGAAUAUGGAUUAAUUUCAGUUAUUAAAAAGAAAUGUACUGAGCCAAGUGAUUGGAUUCUUUUUUAUUUAUUUAAUUGUGUUGAUAGAGAACAAUACGCUAUGAGUAGUUGGUUAAAAAAAGUAUUAGAAAAUGAUUAUAUCAUCAAAUCACAUUUAUUAGAUAAGUGUAAAGAGAUCAAUGCUUUAAAAACUGUUGGAUUUAAAAUGGGAAUUGAUCUUGCUUUUAAUACUAAUUUUCAUCUUCUAUGUGUUGAGAAGUAUCAAUUAAAAAUAUUAGGAAGUGAAGUAAUAGAUAUGAAAGGGAUUCAUCACGCUGUGAUAUUCUUAAAUUCUAUUGAAUGCAUUGAUAUUACAAGAAACGACAUUGAGUUAUUUGGGGAAAAAUUAAAUGGAAAAUAUCCAUUGAAUAUAGUAGAAAAAUUAUAUCAAAGUAUUCAAGAAGAGGAUUUAAUUCAAAAAAUUCAAACAAGUGAUGAAUGUGAAGAUAUAGGAAUGAUAUAUCAAUACCAUUCUAAUGAAGUCAAUGGUCUCAAUUUAAUUCAGCAAUAUGGAAUUGAAAAAGGUAUUCAAGUACUAGACUAUGCAAUAAACCAUCUAAUGAUAAUUACAAAUGGUAUAAAUACACUUAAACUUAUUGGAAUGGAAGAAAGUAUUACUGUUUUUAUUUUAUCUAGUAUUAUAGAGUCAAAAACUCUUGAAUCAUUAACUGAAACUGAUAAAAAGGAACUUAGUGAGAUUAUGAAUGGAAAAGAAAGAGAGUUAUUUGGGUAUUUAAGUUGUAAACUGUUACAACCAUAUCUUAACCUGAAAGAAUUAAAACAUAAAAAGUUAUUUGACAUUCAAUUAGGUAAAUGGAAAAAAAUGUUUGAUGAAAUAUGUGUUUUUAAUGAACAGGACAUAACUGAAAUUGUUGACGUUAUCUACACUAUGUUCAAACAAAGCAAGCAAACAGAAUAUUUAUAUUUAAUACUUGGUAUUUUAAAUGCAUACAAAGAAACAGGAUCUCAACAAUUUAUCCUUCAACAACUUACUAAAAUGAAAGACAUUUUAUUAAAAGGGUAUUGUUUUAUUUCCCUAAUAUCUGAAUUAAUUAAAUCUUUAAUUGAAUCAAUUGAUGAAAAGGCUUUCAAUGAAUAUUUACAGAUAUUGAAAAUAAUGAUAAAUCAUAAUUCGUGUAAGCAUUUUAGCAAUUCAGACUUCUAUCUACUUAAAGAAUAUAGUUUGAACAAUGCAUUGAAUAUUUUCUCUUGGAUAAUCCCAUGUAAAAAAAUUAGUACUGAAACCGUUCGUUCUUAUCGUGAAUCAAUUAAUACUAAAGUAAUUAGAGCUCUUGAGAGACAAAGAAAGAUUCAAGAUGGAUUGAAAGAAAAGACAUCUGGACUUUUCCUCAUAGAUUUGAUUCAAGAAAAACAAAAUGAAAACACACUGGAAUUGUCAAAAAAAUAUUUUAUUCCUCCACCACCUAAUGCCAAUCUAUCAGAUGCUCUCAAAGGUGUAGUUCAAAAUAUUGAAAUUUCAUUACCUAUAAAUUCAAUUAACCCAAACAAACCACAAAUUGAAAUUAUGAAUGAUGAAGACUUUUAUAAUUUAUUAGAGACUAAUGACGAAAUAUUUGCAAAAAGCCUUGACUCUUUAGAACAGAAAGGAGUACUAGGACAAGUUUGGGAAGAAAUACCUAUUGAAAAGAAAAAGGAAUUAACACCAUUUGAGUGUGCUUUUAUUAGACACUAUAAAGAUUUAGGCAUUGAAAUAAAAGAGAACUUUAAAGGAAGUGAAGAAAUGAGACAUGUGUGGGACCAACUCAAAGAAAUUGAUUACUCACAGAUGGCUAUUGUCAGGGAGAUUAUUCAAAAAUUUAUUUACUUUUUUGACAAAGGAAAUAAGGAAGAAAUGAAAAAUUGUGUCGAGUACUUGGAAGAAGAAAACGAAAGAGUACCUAGUGAAGACAAAGAAAAGAAAGAACAUCUAACAAACAUUAUAAUGGUUAUAAAAGAAUAUAUUGAAGAAGAACAAAAAAUUUGUGAAGAAAAGAAAGAAAAUAUUGUUAGAGAAAUGAUUGAGGUUCGUGGAAUAGGAAGAGUUCCUAUACCAGAAGAAUGGGAUGAAGAAGUUAUUUUAUCAUUACCCAACGAUAUUCUUCAAGAUAACUUAGUAGAAUAUUACCGUGCUCAUCCACUAAGAAACCAAAAAAAUACAAGUGUAUUAAAUUUAAAUGCUAUUCAAAAUAAUAGAGAUAUAUUUAAACAAUCUGAAACAAAUAUACAAACAAUGGAAAAGAAAUAUAAAGCAGAGAAAUAUAAAGAAAAAGUUAAUUAUGAAACAAAUCUAGGAUUAGAAGAAACAGACUAUUUAUUUGCUUUUGACAGUGCAAUAAAUCUUUUAAUUAAUAGUGACAAAUGGAUUGGGAAAGGGAUUAAACAAAGAAUUAUAUAUUUAUGUCUCCACGAUGAGACAAUAAGUUAUAUUAUAAUAAACAAUUUGAUGAUACAUAUAUUUAAUAAACCAUUUAAACAAUGUGUUAAAUCUUGUAAUGAAAAAAAUAUUAUAAAAGUUAUGGAAUUAUUAAUGAUUUUAAUUAAACUUCAGGACACUAAGAAAAAUGGGAACGCAAGUCCAGCGUUUAUUCAAUGUAUUAAAGAGGCUUUUACUUUAUUCUUUAAAGAAAGAAUAAGUUUUGGAGUAAACGUAAAGGCAAUGUUUUUAUUUAGAGAGUGUGUACAAAGGUGUAUUUCACAUCGAUUAGAAAUUCAAGACCAAGAGGCAAUAUACAGAUAUAUCUCUAACGAAGGACGAGUUAAUGAGAAAGAAAUAGAUGUGUUUAGUUUUUCCAUCAUUGAAGUAAAAAAUAUUCAAGUUAUUAUUGCUAAUAAAAUUAAUAAGUUUAUUCAAGAAGAAUUAGUAAAUGAAGAAGAGUUAUGGUAUUUCAUUGAACGAGUUAUUGGACAAAAAGUAGAUAAUCUAAUUCUUUUUGUCGACUAUAUUAGACUUAGAGAAAAAUUAAAGAAAGAAAUUAAUGAAAUAAGAAUUAAAAUUGUUUUUGGAAUAUUUUCAUUAAUUGGCCUUGAUGAUAGGAUAUUAUCAAGUGAAAUAACAAAUAUUCUUGAAGACACAAAUUCUAAAGUAAAAAAAAUGUUAAGAAAUUCACCUGAAUUAAUUGAAAAAGAAUUUAGUAUAUUAAAUAAAAUACCUCAAUACUUACCUUUUGAAAUGAAAUUAGGAAAUUUAAAAAAAUCGAAUUUAUCAAGUAAGGUUGAAGGAAACAUUUUAGUUAAAGUUAAAAGAAAUGAUAUACUUUUUACUUUAAUGGAGUCAUUGCGUAAAAUAAAACAGCAAGAAUGGUUUAAAACAUUUAGAAUUCAGUUUGUUGGAGAACAAGGAGAUGAUAAUGGUGGAUUAUUAAAAGAAUGUUACUCAUCUUUUAUUAAAGAGAUUAAUGAAGGAAAAGCUCAAUUGUUUAUUUCUGAAGAUAAUUGUACACUCAUUCCAAACCCAGAACACAAAGAAUCUAAAAUAAAAGAAAUGUACGAAUUUAUUGGAAAAGUAAUUGGUAAAAUUAUUCUUGAUGGAGUUACUGUUGAUGUCCAUUUUAAUGAGGCAUUUCUUAGGCUUGUAUUAGGACUUACUAAUCAAUUAGAACAUCUUGAUAGUAUUGAUAAUUCAUUUGCACAGCAAAUGAAAAAAAUAUUAAAUGAAAAUGUCAAUGAUUGGGGGCUAUGUUUUGUCACAGAUGAAGUAGUAAAUGGAGAGGUAAAAGAAAUUGAAUUAAAGGAUGAUGGAAAAACAACAGAAGUUAAUGAAACAAAUAAAGGCACAUAUGUUGACUUGUUAGUACAACAUAAAUAUGUAAAAAGAAUUUCUUUACAAAGCGAAUGGUUCUCUCAGGGAUUAUAUUCAAUUAUUUCACCAAAAAUUAUCAAACAAUUUACGCCAUCAGAAAUUGAAAUAAUAUUAUGUGGAAAUGAAAUUGACUUUGAAGAUUUGAAGAAAAAUGUUGUUUAUGAAGGGUAUAAUGAAAGUUCUAUUCAAAUACAAUGGCUUUGGGAAAUUUUAGCUGAAUAUGGAAAAGAAGAUCAUGUAAAACUACUUAAAUUUGUAACUGGACAAGUCAGAGCUCCAGUUGGGGGAUUCGCUAAUCUUAAAACAUCAAACGGAACUGCUCUUCCAUUUACUAUCUCUUCUAUUAAAUACGAUAACCCUGAUGAUAAAUUACCUACUGCUCAUACUUGUACUAAUAAACUAGAGCUCCCUCUUUAUUCAACUAAAGAAAAAUUAGAAAAGAAGUUGUCAAUUGCAAUCAAUGAAUGUACUGGAUAUGAGUUUAUUUAA
Molecule: messenger RNA, 6378 nt
Organism: Entamoeba dispar SAW760
Lineage: Eukaryota; Evosea; Mastigamoebida; Endamoebidae
Product: ubiquitin protein ligase, putative
Exons: 1
Coding region: 1-6378 (2125 amino acids)
Biological process (GO): positive regulation of protein catabolic process; protein polyubiquitination; proteasome-mediated ubiquitin-dependent protein catabolic process
Molecular function (GO): ubiquitin-protein transferase activity
Source: RefSeq, a predicted model, not a curated record